Messenger RNA from Bradysia coprophila, 2334 nucleotides. Its product is annotated as maltase A3-like. Gene Ontology annotation, biological process: carbohydrate metabolic process. NCBI's taxonomy places the organism in Eukaryota, Metazoa, Arthropoda, Insecta, Diptera, Sciaridae. The record is from RefSeq and is a predicted model, not a curated record.
AUUAGACUGUAGUUGACUUUUGUGAAUGAAAUUUUAAAAGUAAAAUCGCCCGGUUAUUGUUUCGGGUAAUUGUCUUACAAUUCUGACUCGUUCAUUGUUUACCAAAUAAUCUACUUUCCGAGAUAAGUAAUUUCUUUUUGCAAUUGGUGUCGUAUGUUGACGUCACGUUAAAAUAUACAAUCACCAACGAACCGCUACAGAUAACUGUAUGUAAGGUUCUGGUUCAAAUCAACAAUUCAAAACAACGAAACUCAUCGAACGAUAUACACACCGUACACAAAGCGAAAAGAUAAAGGUCAGUCAUCUAAACUAAUUGCGAACUACAACGGAAAUACCACUUAAGUGCACUUUGAAUAGUUGCGUGUUGUGUAUAUAAAUCAUAUUCCUCAAAAUUGAUAAAUCAAUAAAUUAAAGCUGAUGAAAUAAGUAGACGGUGGAACGUUUAAACGAGACUCAACAUGGGACUGAAACUGUUGAUCUUCAUGAUCGGAUUUUGCUCUUAUGGUAUUGCCGACAACUCUAAUUCGCUAUUUUACUUCCCAAGUGAUGGGCAGUCGGAUAGUGACUGGUGGCAAAGAGCCUCAUUCUAUCAAAUCUACCCAAGAUCAUUUCAAGACAGCAACGGUGAUGGAAUCGGUGACUUAAAUGGAAUAACUCAGCGCCUGGGUUAUCUCAAAGAAAUCGGGAUUAAAGCGACAUGGUUGUCGCCCAUAUUCAAAUCCCCGAUGGCGGAUUUCGGGUAUGACGUCGCCGAUUUUUAUUCCAUCCAACCGGAAUACGGAACGAUGAACGAUUUUGAUAGAUUAGUUCGUAAGGCACAAGAGAUCGAUUUGAAAAUCAUAUUGGACUUCGUACCGAAUCAUUCCAGCGAUGAGAACGUAUGGUUUCGGAAUUCGGUGAAUCGGGUCAAGGGAUUUGAAGAUUUCUACGUCUGGCAUCCGGGAUUCGAGGAUCCAAAUAAUUCGUCAGCGCGACUGCCACCGAAUAACUGGAUCAGUGUGUUUCAGAAAAGUGCCUGGCAAUACAACGACAAAAGAGGGGAAUUCUAUUUGCAUCAGUUUACCGUUAAGCAACCGGACUUGAAUUAUCGCAAUCCUUCGGUCGUCAAAGAAAUGAAGAAUGUCCUUCGAUUCUGGUUGGAUCGUGGCGUAUCGGGUUUCCGAAUUGAUGCCGUGCCUCACAUAUUUGAAAUUGAUAAAGACGCAAACGGAAACUAUCCAGAUGAACCUCUCAGUGGCAACACAGACGACCCGAAUGAUUGGAACUAUUUGAACCACAUUUAUACCAAAGACAUGCCAGAAACCAUCGACAUGAUUUAUCAAUGGCGCGAAGUACUCGACAAUCACAAAAAGAAGCAUGGUGGGGAGUCCAGAGUCAUGCUGACCGAAUCGUACUCACCCAUCGAUAUCGUUAUGAAGUAUUACGGUGAUGGCAAACGAGAAGGAUCUCACAUUCCGUUCAAUUUCCUCCUGAUCGAACAACUCAACAAAGACUCCAAUGCCAACGAUUACAAAUCAACCAUCGAUUAUUGGAUGAAGAACAUGCCACCAAACAGAACACCAAAUUGGGUGAUAGGAAACCAUGACCAGAAUCGGGUAGCUAGUAGAUUUGGAACCGACAGGAUCGACAUGAUCAACAUGAUUCUAUUGACACUACCCGGAGUGAGCAUAACGUACAACGGCGAAGAGCUUGGAAUGGUUGACGUAUGGAUUUCAUGGAAUGACACGGUUGACCCAGCUGCCUGCAAUACCAAUCCAUCUGUAUACGAGAAAUUCUCCAGAGAUCCUGAACGCACACCGUUCCAAUGGGACACCACCGCCAAUGCCGGAUUUUCAACAAAUUCAAAGACAUGGCUACCAGUCGCGACGAACUACAAAGAUGUUAACGUGGAGGUGGAAAUGACAAAGCCGAAGAGUCAUCUGAAUGUCUACAUGACGUUGAUGCGUGCCAGAUCAACUCGAACCAUGAAGUACGGCAAGAUGCUGACCGAAGUUUUUAACGGGAACGUUUUGGUUAUUUUGAGGCAAUUGAGCGGUGACGAUAGCUACAUCACAGUGGCUAAUAUUGGCGACACAACAGAGACAAUAGAUCUGAGUAAUACAAGCAAAUUACCGGAUUCCUUGCAAUACUACAGCGUGAGUGUUUCGUCAGAUCAUCAUCCUGGGGAGACGGUUAGCAGUCGAAAUAUUGUCCUAAAGCCGAAGGAAUCUUUCGUACUGAAAACCAACGUUGAAUCGCACGGUUACGAAUACUUUAAAUAUGUCGUGGAUUAGGAGUGAAUCUUAGUGAAUUUUAGCAGUGACAUGACCCAUUAAAUCGGCUUAGUAAUAUUUA